AUGAUCCUCAUAUCGUUAAUCAUAUGGGCUGUUUUUUCCUUUGGCCUUCGGGUAGAAGGGCAAACUGUAUUCGCGCAUUUUAUGGUACGUUUCCAAACAUAUACACUCAACUAUAUCGUUAGGGAACCCCUAACACACUUCCUCAACCUUAGAUUGGCAGCACAGCAAACUAUACUAUACGCAGAAGCCCACAUCGAUGGCUUCGCACUACACAUAGCCUACAACGAUGACCCCAAUGACGAAAGCAUCAAUACCAUGCUUCAAGCUUAUCUUCUCCUUCUCUUAUGCCGGAAACGGGCCUUGGCCAAAAGACGAGAGCCCUGGCUCCGCACCAAAUUAGACCAAAAUCAAACAGAAAUCCGGUGCGUUCUUCGUACCAUCAUAUUCGCCUCCCGGAGCGAAGAAAGCCGUGGUCCUAGUUCAAUACUCACCGAGAUCGAAGCUUCCUACAAGGAGUUUCUGGCUGGAAGUGCGUACAUGAUGCCGGUAUCCCCCUGGUUCUUUACGAAGAUGCCCGGGUAUAACAAGAUUUGGUUCGCUGGAACCAGAUAUGGUAAUGACUACGGGGAGUCGCAUCAUAUUGGUCCUAUCCUGGAACAAGCUAUGGUGGCAUUUGACACCUGUAAGGCCCCUUUCAACUAUGCGCUUGGACGGUCGCAUGACGCACGACGCCAAUUUCUGCCUUAUGAUAUUGAUAUGUACAAAGGCGGUACGCCCGCAAUUACGAAAGAAGAGUUCACUGCUUGGUAUCACCUCAAUCACGGGCGUGCCCAGCUACAAAAAGAGGCGAACUCGUCAGACUUUGCGCCGGAUCAAGUCUUCUAUUCUGCCCUACUUAUCAGAAAGUUGUACAGGGAGUGGGACGAUAUACCCGACCACAAUGUUGGUUCUUGGCACGGAAGUGUUCCAUUAGCGGCCUCACCCGGAGAAGUCACGGUUGAUAUAUCCCAAGGGUCUGAAACCGUCCUUGGUCUGACAGGGAAGGAUCAGGGUUCCCAACCGUACGUACUACGAGUCGUAGUAUACGACCCGUAA
Lindgomyces ingoldianus is the source of this 1035-nucleotide messenger RNA. RefSeq lists its product as uncharacterized. The transcript has 8 exons. The coding region runs from base 1 to 1035 and encodes 344 amino acids. The record is from RefSeq and is a predicted model, not a curated record. NCBI's taxonomy places the organism in Eukaryota, Fungi, Ascomycota, Dothideomycetes, Pleosporales, Lindgomycetaceae. Gene Ontology annotation, molecular function: glucan endo-1,3-alpha-glucosidase activity.